UCAUCACUGGCCGCCGAGACGGAGUCGGACCAUGGUUUCACUGGCCCAACCUACCCAGGGCACCUGGCUGCAAGUUGGUAUAGGAGUAGCCACAGUGGCCCUGUAUGGGAAAGUGCCCUUAUAACACGGCAGCAUCAGCACGUGAAUCACCGGGCACGAAGCCACACCCACUCUUCUGGUUCUAUGGCCGCUGUGCGGGAAUGGUCUUGCACCCGCUGCACGUUCCUGAACCCCGUAGGACAGCGCCAAUGCUCCAUCUGCGAGGCCCCACGUCAGAAGCCCGACCUCAACCAAAUCCUGCGCCUCAGUGUAGAAGAGCAGAAAUGGCCCUGUGCUCGCUGCACCUUCCGGAACUUCUUGGGCAAAGAGGCCUGCGAGGUGUGUGGCUUCACCCCUGAGCCUGGGCCCGGGGGCUCCCCACUGCCCAUCAUCAACGGAGUCCUGCCAAAGCCCACCACCUUGGUAGAGCCCAAGGGCACCAGCAAGGAGGAACUUCCCAAGGCCGAGAGCCCUGGUGAGGACUCUGGGGGGAAGAGCCCAGAGGAAGUGGGGCUGGAGGAUGGCUGGGCCUGCCAGCGCUGCACCCUUCACAACACCCCAAUGGCCAACUCGUGCUCGGCCUGUGGGGGCCCCCGCAAGCUCUCGCUGCCCAAGAUCCCCCCAGAGGCGCUGGUCGUCCCUGAAGUCAUCGCUCCUGCCGGCUUCCACAUAGCACCCACCACCCCUCAGCCCAGCGUUGCUACGGACAAUCCCGAGAGCCAUCCCAUUGCCAACCCAGGUGCAUCCACAGUUGAGCAAGAGAGCCAGAAGAUGCCAAGCUUUAGCCUUUUCUCCCCCGGCCUCCAAAACAACCCCGUUCCCCGCAGCCGCCGAGAGGUGCCCCCCCAGCUGCAGCCACCGGUGCCUGAGACCUCCCAGCCAGCCUCCCCACCAGCACCUGUGCAAAAGGCCAUUCGCUUCCAGGAGCUGAUGGCAACAAAGCGGCUGAGCGUGCUGGAAGAAGAAAUGGAGGUGAGCCCAUCGCCCUGGAAGUGCAGCACCUGCUCCCUUCUCAACACCUCGGGAGCUGGCACCUGCGAGGCCUGUAGCACCCAGAAGGGAAGUGACACCAUUGACUUGACUGGCGAUUCUGUGCGCUUCACUCCCUGCGGUCCAUCCAGCCCCGAUUUCACCACCUGGUCCUGUUCCAAGUGCACGUUGAAGAACCCCACAGCCUCUCAGAAGUGCAAGGCCUGCGGCUCCUCCAAGCUGCAUGGCUUCCAGGAACACGGCACGCAGGGAGAGUUGGCUCUCAAAUGCCCUGAGUGUGGCUCAGACAAAGGCAGUUGCCCAGCCUGCAGCUCUAAGGCCCCCUCGGCCCGCAAAGUGGCCCGCCUCUUCCCCUCGCAACCACCUGUGACCCCAGAAAGGCCCAGCCAGUGGCCUUGCCCAGCUUGCACGCUGCUCAAUGAGUUCAAAGCCAAGCACUGUGUCGCCUGCCACACUCCCCAGGGCUACCUGUUGCAGCGCAAGGGCGCCAAGCCACUCAGGCGCCGGGAGAGUAUGCACGCAGAGAAGCGGCGGCAGACAGAUGAGGGGGAGGCCAAAGCCCUCUGGGAAAACAUUGUCUCCUUCUGUCAAGAGAACAAGGUCAACUUUGUGGAUGACAGUUUCCCUCCAGGGCCCAAGUCAGUUGGCUUCCCCGAAGGGGACAGUGUCCAGCAGCGAGUGAAGCAGUGGCUGAGGCCUCAUGAAAUCAACUGCAGCAUCUUCAAGGACCGUUCAGUCAAGUGGUCUGUUUUCCGGACACCUCGGCCCUCUGACAUCCUGCAAGGGCUCCUGGGAAAUUGCUGGUUCCUCAGUGCUCUGGCUGUGCUGGCAGAAAGGCCUGAGUUGGUGGAACGGGUCAUGAUUACACGGACCAUGUGCCUGGAGGGAGCCUAUCAGGUGCGGCUUUGCAAAGAUGGCACCUGGACCACUGUGCUGGUGGAUGACAUGCUGCCCUGUGAUGAGUGUGGCUACCUCCUCUUCUCUCAGGCCCAGAGGAAGCAGCUAUGGGUGGCCCUUAUUGAGAAGGCCCUGGCCAAACUCCAUGGUUCGUACUUUGCCCUCCAGGCAGGGCGCGCUAUUGAAGGCCUAGCUACGCUAACCGGCGCCCCCUGCGAGAGCCUGAUGCUGCAGGUCAGCUCCACUAACCCUCGCGAGGAGCCCAUUGACACUGACCUCAUCUGGGCCAAAAUGCUGAGUUCUAAGGAGGCUGGCUUUCUGAUGGGUGCAUCCUGUGGAGGAGGCAACAUGAAGGUGGAUGAUGCAGCCUACGAAAGCAUGGGCCUUCGUCCACGGCAUGCGUAUUCCAUAUUAGAUGUCCGAGAUGUGCAAGGGUGCAGGCUCCUGCGACUCCGUAACCCCUGGGGCCGCUUCUCCUGGAACGGUAGCUGGUCUGACGAAUGGCCCCACUGGCCGGCACAUUUGCGGCAUGAGCUGAUGCCCCACGGGAGCAGUGAAGGGGUCUUCUGGAUGGAGUACAGUGACUUCAUCAGGUAUUUCGACUCAGUGGACAUCUGUAAGCUCCAUUCAGACUGGCAUGAGGUUCGUGUGCAGGGCACCUUUCCUAACAAAGCCAGUGGACCCAUUACCGUCACCUCACUGACUGUGCUGGAGCGUGCAACUCUGGAGUUCGCCCUUUUCCAGGAAGGCAGCAGGCGCUCGGACACAGUGGACAGCCACUUGCUGGACCUUUGCAUCAUGGUCUUCCGAGCCACCUUCAUCAAUGGCAGCAAGCUCAGCCUGGGCCGCCUGAUGGCGCACAGCAAGCGGGCAGUCAAGAAGUUUGUCAACUGUGAUGUCAUGCUGGAGCCGGGCGAGUAUGCGGUGGUGUGCUGUGCCUUCAACCACUGGACUACCCCACUGACAGGCACCUCCUCAAGCCAAGUUUCCAGCCCUACUACUGGCAAUGCAUGCCCAGCUGCUGACAUCUCCAGCUACAUCCUGGCCAUCUACAGCUCCCGCUUGGUGAUGGUGGAACAGAUCGAGGCUCAGUCCACCACACUGGCAGAUGCCAUCAUUCUUCUCACCGAGAACAAGGGCGAACGGCAUGAGGGGCGCGAGGGGAUGACUUGCUACUACCUGACACAUGGCUGGGCAGGUCUCAUUGUGGUGGUGGAGAACCGGCACCCUAAAUCCUACCUGCACGUCCAGUGCGACUGCACAGACAGCUUCAACGUUGUGUCGACACGAGGCAGCCUCAAAACGCAGGACAGUGUGCCCCCUCUGCACAGGCAGGUUCUAGUGAUUCUGUCGCAGCUGGAAGGCAACGCCGGUUUCUCCAUCACCCACCGCCUGGCACAUCGCAAAGCCACCCAGGCCUUUUUGAAUGACUGGAUGUCGACCAAGGGGACGCACAAUCCGCUGCUGACGCCCGAGGUGGCGGGGCUACAUGGGCCCCGGCCGCUAUGACAAAUGGCCCCACACUCCCUGCCGCUCUUCUCCUUCUGCCUUUUUUCUGGCCCCACUUGUCUCAGGCGUUGCCCGAGCCGCCAUUACUGAGCCAUCAGGAUUGAGAAGGAUGGACAGACAGACUGGGUGUCUCAAGCCAAGCGCCUUUCCUCCCAUCCCCUGGGGUCAGGCAGGGAGCUGCUCAGGUUCCCCCUCCCUUGAAAUCCUCUCUCCCUCCCCUCCCCACCUGCCUCCCCACAGAUGAUGCACUUUAUCCAGAGCUGCUGUCAAGAUAGGAGAGCAAGGGAAUGUCACAGCACUGGAGAGGGACGUGUCCCAGCCCCAGGUGCAGGCGGCGCUCAGAUGCUCCCAGGCGCCAGGUCCUGGGACUCGACCCUUCCCACAGCCGCCAAAAAUCCUAAGGCUGUUGCAACAAUAAUAUACCUCUGGCCAAUG
This is a messenger RNA of Lacerta agilis (Sand lizard), 3870 nucleotides long. RefSeq names its product calpain 15 (gene CAPN15). The record is from RefSeq and is a predicted model, not a curated record. The transcript has 12 exons. Lineage: Eukaryota; Metazoa; Chordata; Lepidosauria; Squamata; Lacertidae. Gene Ontology annotation, biological process: proteolysis. Gene Ontology annotation, molecular function: calcium-dependent cysteine-type endopeptidase activity. Gene Ontology annotation, cellular component: cytoplasm. Bases 184 to 3435 code for a protein of 1083 amino acids.